AAGAGACAUAUCUCUCUCUCUUCUCUCUUCUCUCCUCUCUCGUCUUCGCUUUCAGAUUGAGUUUGACUCUUCGCCAGCCACCGCCUCUCUCCAUCAAUGGCGACACCAUACCUCUCCCUUCAACCUCUUUAAGUAAAAAAACAAAACCCUUUUUGCUAUCUCCUCUCCAACACGCUUCAUUUUUGCAAAACCCUAGAUUCUAUCACAAACACAACCUUGUCUUGUUUAUGUUCUUGUGUUCUUCCACAUGUCCCAAUGGAUUCUUGUAAUAGUGGAAGCUUGCAAUCUUCAAGCGACGACCAUGACUCUUCAUCAACUGGUGCUCCACCACCACAAGAUCACUCCUCUUUCUUCUUCCCUCCUUACCAACCACCACCACAACCUUCUUCCUCUACCUUCUACGGCGACCCAACAACUCUCUCUUCCUCCUCUUCCUCUUCCGCUACUUACCUAAACUUUGUAAACAACCUCAUCUCCGAUGACAUUUUCAACCAAAACCAUCUCCUCCCUCCUCCUCCACCACCACCACAACCUCCUCCUCCUCCUCCUUCUUCCUCCCGAAACCCUAGAAAACGUACAAGAGCUUCAAGAAGAGCACCAACCACUGUCCUCACCACCGACACUUCUAACUUCAGAGCUAUGGUUCAAGAAUUCACCGGCGUCCCUGCUUCUCCUUUCUCUCACCCUUUCUCCUCCACUACUCGCCGUUUCGAUAUCUUCCGAUCUCCCUCCGACUCUCUUACUUACAACCCUUUUCGUCCCAUCCCACAAAAACCUUUGAUUCCUUCAUCAUCACCAUCUUCUUUACUCAACCAUCUUCACACAACUACUUCCAUGACCUUCCCAGAUCUACCUCUCCCUCAGACUCAGACUCAGACUCAGACUCACCAAGUUUCUACAUUUCAGUCUCUCUUAUCACACCAACAUCAUCAUCAAACAACACUCUCUCCUCUUCACGAGCUUGACUCAAUGAACCUCGGAUCAUUACAUCAACAUCAUCACCAUCCAACUGCUGAUGAUAACCACCAGCUAAUGAUGAGACAGUUCUCGGAGUUUGACCGUCGGACGUCGGAAAAGAGACCGGAGAAUCACAAUAAUGUCUCAUCUUCUUCUUCAGCUCCGACCAAAGGCUCUUCAGGUACUACUACUACAACUACAACUACAACAACAACAGUUGAUCCCUGGAUUUGCCCUACAGAUUCAAAUAAAUAAUUAAAUUUCAUAUAUACAUUAUUUUUUCUUAAACCAUAUCUUAUAAUGUUAAAUCUAGUAUUAUUGUAGUCACUAAGAUUGAAUUAUCAGAUUUAUUUUAAAUUUAAUGAAAUGAUAUAUUCCAUCAAAAUAUUUAUUCUUAUGUCUAGUGAUAUUAUACUCUGUCUAACACGUUACGAUGACCCAUAAUGGGGUAUAUGAUUCUCCACAUGAUGUAAGUACACUACUGUAUGUAAAAUAAUGUAAGUAUGUGUUUUAUAACGUUACAAGUUUGGUU
Molecule: messenger RNA, 1489 nt
Organism: Capsella rubella
Lineage: Eukaryota; Viridiplantae; Streptophyta; Magnoliopsida; Brassicales; Brassicaceae
Product: putative protein TPRXL
Exons: 1
Coding region: 256-1212 (318 amino acids)
Source: RefSeq, a predicted model, not a curated record